AUGAAGGAGAGUUCGUAUGCGGCGGCACUGGCAAAGUGGCACCGUCAACUUAGAGAGGCUCAUCGCCACCGCGCACUGGAGCGAAAGCAAGUGGAGGCGGAGGAAACACAACGAAACGAGGUCGCUCAUAAUGUGGAGUCUCAUUUCCCUCCCCGCACGGGAUUCCGCUGUCAGCACAUGGUUCACCCCGGCUAUUACGCUGACAUCGAAGAACAAUGCGAGGUGUUUCACGUGUGCACACCCUCGAACGGCCAAAUCUCUUUCUACUGCCCGCAGCACACCCGGUUCAAUCAGAAGUACUUGACCUGCGACUGGAGCGAAAACGUUCAAUGCUCCCUCUCCCCUUACUACUACUACCACAAUUCCCAUUACUGGCACAGACAGUUUCGAUGAGACCACGGACUAGGGAAAAUUUUCUCCGCACACCGUGAUCUGCGCCAUGAUUGGAAGGGAAAUUAUGCAUGCCGAUAACCUUGGGACCGCAUCUAUCAUCUUCAUUAUGGCGCAACCACCUCGCUUGUCGUGACGUGACAAGGGCAUUUUUUACUGUCUCCCUGUCCCCCUUGUUUUUAAUAAUAAAACAGAAUAAGUCC
This is a messenger RNA of Darwinula stevensoni, 593 nucleotides long. The record is from the annotation of a GenBank genome assembly. Lineage: Eukaryota; Metazoa; Arthropoda; Ostracoda; Podocopida; Darwinulidae.